Messenger RNA from Malassezia vespertilionis, 2058 nucleotides. It is a transcript of the gene YKU80, whose product is annotated as ATP-dependent DNA helicase yku80. The record is from RefSeq and is a predicted model, not a curated record. Gene Ontology annotation, molecular function: damaged DNA binding; telomeric repeat DNA binding; double-stranded DNA binding. Lineage: Eukaryota; Fungi; Basidiomycota; Malasseziomycetes; Malasseziales; Malasseziaceae. Gene Ontology annotation, cellular component: Ku70:Ku80 complex; nucleus. The transcript is spliced from 2 exons. Gene Ontology annotation, biological process: double-strand break repair via nonhomologous end joining; telomere maintenance; DNA recombination. Bases 1 to 2058 code for a protein of 685 amino acids.
AUGCUCCGUGGCUUGUCGACGGUCAAGGUGUGCUUGAUUACGUAUGGCGAUACAGAAACGGACAAUCUACUCGCGCCGCCCAUCAAGCAAGACGAUGCGCCGUCCAGCGAGUUUGGCGGUAUUCGUGAAAUUUGGCCGCCUGCGACGCCGACCGUGGCGACGCUAAACCGCCUAAAAGAGCUAACACCAUCUGCGCCAGGAUACUAUACGGAUCCACUGAAUGCACUCACGGCUGCAAUUGUCUCCAUGUGUACGCCUAAACACGGCGAGCCAAGUCCGUCCUGGACGCGCAUUAUUUACUUAAUUACACGCGCAGAGGCGCCCAUGGAUCCCAAAGACCUCGACACGAUCCGCAAUUCGCUUGAAUCCAAACAAAUCAGUCUGCGUGUGCUCGGUUUUGGAUUUCCGUGCUCGCCGCUCGCACGCGUCAAGACGGAAGCGUGGGCCACCGAGCGCUAUGUAGACCAAUGGCACGACUUGCUUGCAGAUUUGCCGGAUGCCAAAUUUUCCAGUGCAGAAACGGAAGAACAAAUGGCGACGGCGCCGACGAUACAGGUGACCAAGUCAGCGCCCACGAGUACGACACUCACGUUCGGACAUCCUGAGACGCCCGACGGCGACGAUUACAUGGCGAUCCAAGUCCAGGUCCUCAAAGCGAGCGCGGUGCAGCGACCCAUGUCUCAGAUAAAGGUAUGGCGCAAUGAAGAUGGCACGGAGCUGAGACAUGUCGAGACACGCCGCGUAUAUUACCGCGCGAGCGAGCUUUUGCACGCCGAGGACGACGACGUAAAAGCAGAGCCUCUUCCGGACGAGAGUGCCGAAUCGUUUCUGCGUGCGUACAAGCUUGGAGCCACGCUGAUUCCGGUACAGCGCGAUAUGGAGGUAGUCCCAGAGACUGUCCAAGGUCUCGAGCUUCUUCACUUUGUGCACGGCGAUACUUACCGGCGCGAGUACCAUCUCGGCGAGACGUACUUUGUUAUUGCUGACCCAAAAUCGGCGCGUGCACAAAUUCAACUUUCGAGUCUUGCGAAUGCUGCGGCAGACAGAGACGUAUACGCACUGUGUCGCUACGUCACACGCAACCAUGCAGACCCACGCCUUUGUAUGUUGGCGCCGUUUGUGGACGAGGAAAUAUCGUAUUUUGCCAUGGUACGUGUUCCUUUUCGCGAGGACGUAAAGCGGUUUGCUUUUCCGCCGCUGGAUCGAGUGCAAACGAAUACGGGAGAAGAGCUGCGUGCGCACAGCACCAUUCCGACACCCGAGCAACAGGCACACAUGGAUAAAUUCGUUGACAGCAUGGAUUUGAUGGACGUUGACGAGCAUGGCGACGGCGAUGGCUGGUAUUCGUGUGCGGAGAGCUACAAUCCGGCCGUGCAUGGCCUCAAGAAUGCAGUGAAGCACAAGUUCCUUUAUUGCAAUGCAGACGCGCUGCCGGAUCUGAAUUCGGAGCUCACGCGCUUUUUCGACAGUCCGCAGGCGGUGAAAGAGCGGUCUGCUGAUAUUUUGCGGGAUUGUGCGUCAGUAUUUGCGGUGCAUGCACGUCCCCAUGAAAAGGAGCAGCCGCCCGCACCGCAUAAAAAACCUCGUCACAGCGCCGACUCCGACGCUACGCCAGAUGAGGACGAGCAGGUGCUGGGAAAGAUCCAGACUGACGCAAUCAAGGUACGUGGGACACAACACGUUUUGCCCCUCGCCGAUCCUGCAAAAGCGUUUGCCUUGCUUGUGCACAGCACCGAGAGCAUUACCGAAGCCUGUGAAGCGAUGCAGCAUGUGGUAUUCCGGCUCUUGGAUACAAAGAUGACAAAUGGAGCCGAUACUACAGAGCGUAUGGAGCAGUGUAUUCGGGCGUAUUACGACGCAGCGACACAGCUAGACGAAGCGCCCGCGUUCAAUGCGUUUCUUCGCCGGUUCAAGGCGCGCGUCGUGCAAAAGGAUCUUGUGCUAUGGUCUACACUGACGAAAAAUUCACACUGCAGCCUAAUUACCACCGAAAAGGACGAAGGCCAUCGUGUAGCUGUGACGGAGGAGGAGGCCACUGCGUUCCUUGCAGCGCCGUAG